Hydatigera taeniaeformis is the source of this 354-nucleotide messenger RNA. The record is from the annotation of a GenBank genome assembly. NCBI's taxonomy places the organism in Eukaryota, Metazoa, Platyhelminthes, Cestoda, Cyclophyllidea, Taeniidae.
AUGGUGCUCAUCAAGCCCAUUAAACCUGCCAGUCAAUUGAAAUUGGAAGCUGCAGCGGUGCACAAACCCACCCUCCUCAGUUUGGUGCAGCGGAAGCAGAGCAUGCAUCAGGGCGAUCCGGAUGUAUCUCCACUAGACGCGAUUCGAAUGCGACUUAUGGAACAGCGGAAACAGUCAGCAGACUUAAGCGAAACUCGCACUCCAACUGAUAAGCCUACGUCCGCCACAUCAUCAGCCGAAGGUGAGAGAGAGGAGGUGUUUAAAUACAAAGAUGAAACAAAGGAUAACUUAUUCGAAAAUGGUGAAGAGGAGGAAUCUCAUACACGGGAGGAGAGAGACCUCAUUGAGAUGUAA